Schistosoma bovis is the source of this 5660-nucleotide messenger RNA. The record is from the annotation of a GenBank genome assembly. Lineage: Eukaryota; Metazoa; Platyhelminthes; Trematoda; Strigeidida; Schistosomatidae.
UCCACCUGAGCUACAAAUCUUCUUCACGGGCAUAAGUAACAUAAUAAUCGGAAAUGUAUCUAGACAUUGACGACCUACCUAUUCAUGCCAUCUAGAUAUUUUAACAAGUUGUCUGUUUUUGUUUUAACACAUCAUUAUGUCUACCAAUCGCAUAACCUAUUCAGGCGUGUUUAUGAAAUGUUUACGACAUUUCGCUUUAUAAGUUACAAAAAAAUGCAAUUAGAGACACUGUUUUCAACCAUAAGUGUCAUGUUUUAAGUUCACCAACCUCUGACAUUCACUAGUCACUUCUUGUAGCGUUAUAUUUGAACACUGUUCAAUUUUACUCGGAAUUCUAGCCCUGAUGUUGGCAUCUUCAGGUGACUGCAAGCUGCAUACAAAAAAGACACUUGAACUGGUCUUCUGUCAUUGAUGAUAAUCUGAAAGGCUCACACUCGCGAUUUACUGUGCCAGCGUGUUGCACCCAGUCAUUGUCUUCAGCUUUCGCCAAAUUAAGACAUUGGUAACAAAUACUGAACAAAGAUAACUGUUCACCAAAGAUUUGCGACAAAGUUACAACUGUUGUAUCAAAUGAAAGGUCUCUGGAAUUCUUAGGGUGAAGUAGCAGUACUCUGACCUUUGCGAUAUCAUCAAGUUUUUCUAGGUCGACCUUGGAUACAUCUUUGUAUUUCUUGAACCACGAUUCAAAUUAACGCCAGCCAAACCAUCAAAAUGAAACUCGUGGAUAGAAUUAACGAUAUGGUCGACAUGGGCUUUGAACGAACCAUCUGUAAACCCCUUUUGAUUUAGGUUCAUUUGCUGAGUUAGGGCUUCUAGAAUACGAACUUAGAACUGUUCGAAACGUUUUUCUUGGCGCUCUAGCAUGGCUUCGAAUUAGUCAAAGGUAAGUGACAUCUUGAUAAGUUAACCCCGUCGCUAGUUGUCAUAUCUAAAACUUAGUUUCUUAUUAUACCACGUACAAAAUGGGCACUCGAACUCUAGAACCCCGCAGGUUGCAAAUGAGAAGACAGAAGAUAAGUGAAAGGAAUGCUAUUCCAAUCAGUGUCAAUCAUGGUACAAAACUCAGGUAUUUAUAGUUUCUGGUAAUAACGAAAUCGUCACUAUAGUCCUCCAAUCCGUAUACAGGGGGUUUUUAGCAUUUGUUCAAUAGGGAAGCUACACGUUGAGAUUCUGGAAUGUCCCUCCAAAAGAUGAUUGGUUGGAAUAUCUUCAGCUCUUUCUGAGCUCAUUGGAGCUUCCUAGAAUUCACCCAUGGGCUAACCUCACACUGGCGAUAUGAAUUAAAAAGAAUAGACAUUAUUUAGAUGUCGAUUCUUGAACUCCUAACAUCUAACUUAACUGAUUUUUAAAAAAAUUAAGUAGCUCUUUUUUCUAAUCAGAACUGAUAUGCAUGUUUUCUUAACAUUAUCUUCUUGAUAAACUUGCUAGAAUAUAGAAGAUAUUUUAAAGGGAAUGACUACUAGAUUGCUUAAACCUUUGUUCAGUCGAAGUCACUGCUUCAAAGUAAAAUCCACCUCACCAUUUCAAUGCUUAGUUUACUCCUAACACUUAAAAUGUGUUGUGUUCAAAUAAAUUAUGAUUGUAAAAAUGCUGGACGUGUUCUUAGGUUGGAUCACUUUGUUAUUGGUUAGUCUUCCAUUUAGUAAGUUUUGAUGAACUCUUAUGUAUGCAAAUCUUUAAAUUCACAUAUCGCACUAGCGCAAUAUAAUCUCUAAUCGGCUCAGUUGUCUAUGUGCAGAUCACUUUCAUUACUAAACAUCAAUUUUCAGUGUAUUCCCAUGUUACUCAUUUCAAAGUUUCCAGAUCCACAUCAGACUACAACUACUGAUUGAAUGUGAUGUCAUCUUGAUUGAUGUUUCAUUAAAUAUUAUUUCACUUAAUGUGAUAUAUCGAAACUUCUUCACUGACUACAAUUUGAACACAUUUACACACCAAAUGAUUUAUAUAUUAAUGCUUUAAAAAUUCGUAUUCAAUAUUUUAACAUGAUUAGACAGUUGUUUAGUAAACGGUUAUUUUGUAACACUAUUCAUAUUCGAUAAUUUUGAUCGUCUCCCUCAAGAUCGCCGUGCUAAAUCUCGGUUUCAGUUUUCUAAGUAUUCAGCGCGAAACUACUGUAAAACCAUUCAUUCUAAUUUGGAUAGAUGUUCUUAUUUAUCUUUGAUCAUCUACUGAGUUGUUCCGAAACCAGUUUGUUUCACAUGUUUAGAGAGCGGCAAUUUGUGUAAUUCGUAUUGUAGUCACUCCGGUUGGUGUAGGUUAAAAGUCCCAUGUGAAAGAACCAUUAUCCACGUGAUAUGGAUUGUUUAGAGAUCCAGUGUAAUAUUUCUCUCUCGGAGAACUCGGAUAUAAUAACAACCACUUUUGUUAACAUGUCUGGAGCAUUAUUGGUUAUAAAUAAUGACAGGAUGUCGUUUCUAUAAUACUUAGUUAUUUUCUUUUCAGAAUAUUACUAUCGCAUGUAUUAUUUCAGUACUGCCCAUUUGUGUAUUCUAUAUCCCGUUGUCUGAAGCAAUGAUUUAACGGUUAGAGCUUCCAAUGACUUUCAAACGACAUGACUGCUUAUCUGAAGUCCCACUCUACGUUAUUCAAUCAGCUUUCGCAGUUAGUGUUACUAACCUUCAUACAAAAAGUAUACCUCGAACCCAAAUGAAUAAACCUGUAACUGAUAAACCAUUUACACUAUUUGAUAUCUAGAUAUUUAGGUUUUAAUUUUCUUAAGCUCAUAUGGGUUGCUUAAAUGGCAACUCUUCUCAGAGUUACCUUUAACCGGGGUUACUCAGAACUUAGCAUGUAAAUGUGUCGUAAAUAAACUGAUAUCAUGUUAUGGAUUAUUAAUAUUGGUAAUACUAAUUCUAACCUUGUUUUACAUAGAUAUUUAUUAAGUUAGCUAUUAUCUAAUUCGAAUCCCUUUCUAUUUAAAUUAGUUUCUUAAUUAACAUCCGGAUGGAUUUAUAAAGUUGUCCAAAAACAUGCAAUCAUUCUGAAAGUAUGUGAUCUCAGAAGCCGACAUGCUUAUUGUCGUUAUUUUACAAUUUAUUAAUGUUAAAUCAGUUAGUCGUUCAUUUUUUAACAAAUUUAAAUCCGAAAUGAAACAAUUCCAAUUUAAAACUAUUUUUUCACCAUUGGGAUACUUUGAUAACUAUGUACAUCAUAGUAAACGAUAAGUGCAUAAAAAUCUCACUAAAUUCGAUGAAUAAUACUUGACUGUUGAAUUUCAUGGUUUGCAUUGGGAACCAGUUUUAGUUUGACAACCGUUGAAAGGUAGGAGGAACUCAACAGCUGUUUCGUUCUAGCAUGUGACUCUCAUCAGUGCAUAUUUAUAACCCCCAGGAAUCGGACUCUGAACAUUCCGAUAUCCCUGUGAGCUCUUCGAUUUUAUUUCACAAAGUUGACUUCGGACAAUUUACAUUUCUAAUUCUAGUUAAUAUUCAAUAUUGGUGUGGUCGUGGAUUUUCACUGCCAGUAAAUCCCAUACUAGGAUGAAGGUCUUUGUCCAUUAUUUCCUGGUUUUGAAUAAUACACUCACCAAAGUCAGUCUGUGGUGUAAAACGUCAAAUUUUUAGUUGAACCUUAAGCUAAUACGUCAUCUUAUGGAUGAUGGAAGCUCAUGCAGUUAAAUAGAAACCUAUGAGUCACUAAACAUUCAAGUACUUUACAUUUAUAUCAAAGUUGUUAUUUUAAGGUUGGCAUUCACAUUAACGCUUUAAAAUAAAUGUUUAUCGAGGAUCCUACUCGUCACUUUUCCUACGAAGACAUCAUUACAAUGGGAAAUAUGUAUACACAGCUAUAUCUAUUACAUAGUGUCGUUAUUGUGGUUAUAUAGCUGUUUUCUGGGGGAGAUAUUAAAAGUCCUUUUUAAACUCUGUGGUGAAAUAAGUAACAUGUCCAAGCAAAGUCAAAACAUCCAUCAUAUUACCCAAUACCAACGGUAUCAUAAGCUCACUGUAUAGUAAAUAUGACUUGAAGUAUAUGCUACAUAGAGGAAUCUGUGAUUACAAUAUACUGAAUUUAUGAUGCUUCACCUCUAAUAUAUAUUUGUAAAACCAACUACUUAACCCAGACUUUUACACCUCUCAUCACACUUAUUGUUAAAUAUUCAAUAAUAUAAAAUUGUCCUGUAAGAAUUUAUUUGUAAUUUAUACUUAUUCAGUCAGUAAAUAGUAAUUUUUAUUUUUACUAUUAUUACGUAGCAAAUUUGAUUAAGCCGCUGUCAGUCUUGUAAACUGACGUGUAAUCUAAAGUAACUUUCAGGAUAUUAUAUAUUUAUAUACCUUUAUUUUUCAUUUGUAAUUUGUUUGGAUUAGACAAUGGUUAUUCAAAUGUUAAUACUGUGUAUAGUUUCAAUUCUGUCAUUUGCCUACGCUGAUAUUACUACUACUACUACUGCUAAUACUACUACCAUUACAUUGAAUAAUUCGGUUAAUACUGUACAACCUUAUUUUAGUUGUAAUAUGACUCAACGCGGUUUUCAUCUUCGAUUGCAUUGUGAUUUCCAUGAUUUUUCAAUUAGUUUACUGGAGCAUUGUCAACUUCAUGUACAUUUACCAUCAGGUUUUUUCAUUGAUCCAUAUGAAUUAACUUCCAGUCAACCGAACUUAAAAUUUUCAAUUAGUCAGUCAGAAAUACAACCAAAAUUACAUGAUACCAUUAAACAAUUUGUAAAUUGGUUUACAUAUUCUAAGUUGGAGAAGAAAAAUACCGAUCAUUCCGAUGAAAGUAAACAAUUAAUUAUUCAGAAUAAUUUGGUUGAUAUUGAAGCUCCAGAAUGGCUUGCUAAACCAUUAACAUUCAAAUUUAAUAUUAAUCAACUGGGGAUAAAUCAAUCAAUUAGUUAUUUAGAUUUACCUAUUCAUCUACGAUAUCAUCUCCCAUCAACAAAAACUGAUAACACUAAUGAUGAUUCUAUAUAUAUUACUGAAAUUAAACAUCCUAUACUAAGUUGUCCAAAAGGCAAUAAUGUCAGAAAUAUAAACAGUCAACAGUUUUUCUCUAUCAUUGUUCCUAUACCUUUGUUAUCUUACCUUGUAUUUGUGAUGCCUAUUACAAUUUUACUGCUAAUUAUGGGUAUGAUAUAUCUCUUGAUGGCCUAAUCUGAUUCUCAUAUAUAUAUUCCUCAUUUUUAUCGCUGACUUCAUACAUAAUUAUUUUUUGUAUAUUGACAUAUCUUAAAAGAAACCGUUGCGUAAACAGCUUAUUUUAAUGAUAAAAAAGUUAUUUCCUUUCUUUUAUCCUAUUUCUCACAUAUGUUUAGAGUUAAUCUAUAUUGUUAUUUGGUUCAAAUUAAUAUAAAAUGUAUUUAAAACAAUCAGUCUCUUUGAUAGAUGUAGAUAAUUCUAUGGUAAGAUGAAGGUUAUCAGAUGUGAUACUUUUAUGCAAUGAAUUCUGAACAAUCUGUUCAUACAUUAUUGUUAGUUAUGUUCAUAAUUAUUCAAUCAAAUCGUUGUUUAAGCGCCCACCACGUCGAUUUGAUCUGAUAUAUUUGUAAAUCAUCCCUGUUGCAUGUAACUUGCCGAUUGAAGGGGAUUAUUUUCCUAUUAUAUUAGUGUGACUCGUCAUUUCUAUUCAUUUCGAUAAAACAGGUGAUACUGGUCGGUAUGUUUGUGCGUUCCAAAUAAUGACUAUAAUUACUUUAAUUAUUGUACUAAUCAAAUUGUUAUUUC